GAAUAUUCCAACGCGGGAACAAACGUAAGCACAGCGAGGAUAACACACAAUACGGUGGCACUUCGCACGCUAACAAGCCCCAGAUGUUGUAGCGUGCCUUUUUCAACAUUAUUCUCUUGCUUCCCAUUCCCACGGUGUGGAGAGCGUCUCAGGCAUGCAGCUUAACGCGAGCUUGCUGGAUUGUUGCGUCCUAGUCUCCUGUGAAAUUUUGUGAGGCACAGAAAAACGUCGCAAUCCAAAAAGCAUAAUCCUCUUACGUCGCCCGCCUGGACUUUAUUAUCUACCGACAUGAGCUGUGCACGUGCAUUAUGCGUCGUUUUAAGCGCAUAUCUCGUUCCAUUGCAUCUUGCAAGCCCCUUAGAAAGAGGCACCCAAACAUUACACGAGAGGUGCCUAACGGCUACAACAGUGGAGGGCUGCGAUACCAUCUUGUUGAGCUGGAGCUAUGACAAUGAAACGAACGAAUGCGAAAAAGGCUUCGUUUGUCACGGAUGCCCCAACAGGUUCGAUACAUUUGAUGAUUGCUUUGACGCCUGCAGUACGGUAUCAAUAACGACCCCGAAGCCGAGACCACUGCCAAAACCAUCACUCCCCAAAAUAAGACGAAAGCCAUGGCAUAGGGGCUGCAAGUAUUGGCUUAUGCACGGUGCAUGCUGCCAAUCGGUCUGGCUUGAUUUCGUGAAGGGUUUUUGGGGGAGGACACGACGAGCACUUUUCUACACUGGAUGUCGCCUUGACAAGGACAGAGUAUUCGCAUACGAUUUUUCUGCAAGAAAGUGCCGUGAGGUGAAGAAGCGUCCGCGUGGCCAAGGAGAGCCGCAAAACGAAAAUGCCCUUGAAGUACUCCGUGACAGAGAACGAGGAUGUCCACGUAAAACCUCAAGACUAACGGGCACCCACCUCGUCCCAUCCACGAAACCCGUCCCAUCAAACAAGCCCCCCAAACCCACCAUACCUAACCAAACCUCCAAACCCGCUACGCGCCCUAAACCCCCCGAACAAAACAAGCCCUUCUGGCAAACCUUAAACAAUGAAACAUCGAAGCCCACAGUGUCAAACAAUCACGACAAGCAAACCUCACCCAACCAACACACCAACUCCCCCAGGCAGGUUCUACAGAGCAACACCACACAGUAGAACAGGGCCCAAAUGUCUAACCUUCACCAUGGAGCGUCAGGACGAUGGGACGAUGGAAUCAAGAAAGCAACAUCUUCAUAAAAGGACCCUGUUGUGAUGCAACGAAAGCUGACGGUCGAUGGCAUGUCUGCAACCACAGCUGAUGGUCGAUAGCACAAGCUUGAUGCUAGAUAGCCUGACGGCGUAAUUAUUAAAAAAGCAUGAAAUAGGC
Messenger RNA from Rhipicephalus sanguineus (brown dog tick), 1348 nucleotides. RefSeq lists its product as uncharacterized. The transcript has 4 exons. Bases 289 to 1137 code for a protein of 282 amino acids. The record is from RefSeq and is a predicted model, not a curated record. Gene Ontology annotation, molecular function: serine-type endopeptidase inhibitor activity. Lineage: Eukaryota; Metazoa; Arthropoda; Arachnida; Ixodida; Ixodidae.